GUUCUUAUGGAACAGUUCCAGUUUUUACAAUGCAUUGAAAUAAAAUACAAUAUACAUAAUAUUAAAAAUAACCUUUCAUUCGUUUUGUAUUUAAAAACGGUACUUGAAAUUAAAUCAUAUAUUGAUUUUUCAUGCUACUUUGUAGUACAUACAUACGUUAUUCUACUAUGGAACCGUUCAUUUGAAUUGUACUUUUAUUAAUGAAAUAGAUCAUGAUGUUUCUUUUCUUCAUUGAAUAGUCUGUUUUAUAAAUAUUGUUGACUAUUUGGACCCGCCAAUUAUAAAUUCUUCUUCAAUUAUAUAACUACACAUGUACAUGACCUAACCUACAAUUUUCCAUGCGAAGUGUUGAUACAGCUUUAAAGGUAGCCGGUUAUUUAAUUCCCUUUUAUUUAGUAUCGAAUAAGUAAAAAUGGUUGAGGAACAGAGAAAACGAGUUGAAGAGCAUAUGAAUAAAAUGGUGGAGCAGAUUGACAAGUCUCAUAUUAGAAAAAUGCAGGGUGACAUGCACAGGUGUGCUGCAAUAUGCUGUGACAAUGAAACUUACAGCAUGCAGAAAGUACACCACUGUGUAGAGAACUGCAGCAACUCUUUAAAUAAAGCUCAACAUUAUAUUCAAGGAGAGUUUGAAAGAGUUCAGAAUCGAUUGCAAAGGUGUGUUAUGGAUUGCAAUGAUAAAAUAAAAGAUCAGAUGGGACCGCAUCCUACACAAAACGAUGUAGAUAGAUACAGUGAUGAAUUUGAUAAAUGUGCUACAAAAUGUGUAGAUAGUUAUUUGGAUAUGUUACCUACAUUAGAGAAAACAAUGAAGAAAGUUUUAGCUAGUAAAAAGUAUGAACAGCAAUAAAAUUAAUGUGAAUACUAAUGCAAUCAAAUGAACACUAUGUACAUUACCUUACUUAUAUAAAAGAAAAUAAUUUUACAUGCUGGUAAAUAUAACUCUAGGUCUUAUACAUUUAGAGUACAUAGAAAUGUGCAUACACUACCACAAUUUAUUAAUUACAGAUAAUGAUGACCUGAGUUGCAUUGCAGAUUAUGUAGCAUUUUGUAUCCAAUACAACAGUUUUUGUUACCAAUUUGUAUUUUAAUCGUCACAGCAAAUGUUGUCAUAACUGUGGCAAGCAAAGAGAAGGCUGGUUGUAACGAAUUCCAUGAUCAUAGUAUUUAUUAACUAGUACACUUGAUGAUUGCAGUGGUA
Messenger RNA from Megalopta genalis, 1198 nucleotides. RefSeq names its product protein FAM136A. Gene Ontology annotation, cellular component: cytoplasm. Lineage: Eukaryota; Metazoa; Arthropoda; Insecta; Hymenoptera; Halictidae. The record is from RefSeq and is a predicted model, not a curated record.